Molecule: messenger RNA, 3279 nt
Organism: Micropterus salmoides (largemouth bass)
Lineage: Eukaryota; Metazoa; Chordata; Actinopteri; Centrarchiformes; Centrarchidae
Gene: col9a3
Product: collagen, type IX, alpha 3
Exons: 32
Coding region: 247-2283 (678 amino acids)
Source: RefSeq, a predicted model, not a curated record
CCCCUCUUGCUUGCUGCCUUCCCUCACUCCUCCUGACCCCCCUCACCCCUGCGUUCGGUGCGCCAGAUUGAGUUCAGCCCCUUCGGCUGGAGGCUCGGGUUUAUCUGGAACCAAAGAGAAAGCCACUCAGGAGCUGUGCGCCGUGAGGUGAAGAAAGGCGCUGGGGGGGAGUUUCGAGACGAACGGGAACCGGGGAUUUUACCUUUUUCCGUAUAAACUCGGGUUUGUGAGGGCGAGCGGGGAGCCAUGGCGAUGUUCUCUGCUCUUUGGGUGCUCUUACUGUGCCAGCUUUUGACAUCAUCCUCAGCCCAGAGGCCGGGCCCCAGAGGAGCUCCUGGGCCACCAGGACCCCCAGGGCCACCGGGAAGGGAUGGCACUGAUGGUAAACCUGGACCUGCUGGAUUGUCAGGGAAAGCAGGUCCCAAAGGGAAAGCAGGAAUACCAGGUGUACCAGGAAAACCAGGCCUGCCAGGACUUCCAGGGGUGGACGGUUUGACAGGUCCCGAUGGUCCUUCUGGGAAGGAUGGCCCCCCAGGGGAACCAGGUGAUCCUGGACCUGCUGGGCCACCUGGAUCUCCUGGCAGAGGGAGACCAGGAGCUCCAGGACUACCUGGAACCAAUGGGUUGCCAGGCGGAGUCGGACCCCAGGGUCCAGCGGGUGCUGAGGGUCUUCCAGGACUUCCUGGACCUCCUGGCCCUGAUGGACCACCAGGUCUUCCUGGUACUCUUCAUGAUCUCAGCGGUGACCUUCUGUGUCCUGCAAUCUGUCCCCCUGGUCCCUCUGGUCCUCCUGGGAUGCCAGGAUUCAAGGGUCACACGGGGCAUAAAGGAGACAAGGGAGAGCCUGGAAAAGAUGGAGAGAAGGGUGAUGCUGGUCCACCUGGCCCACCAGGUAUUCCUGGGACUGUUGGUCUGCAGGGCCCACGGGGUCUCAGAGGUUUACAAGGCCCAAUGGGAGCUGUAGGAGACAGAGGCUUGCCUGGUUUCAGAGGCAAACCUGGCAUCGCCGGCAUCAUUGGAAAGACAGGUGACAGCGGAGAAAAAGGACCACAGGGAUUCAAAGGACCCAAAGGAGAAAUUGGUAAAAUUGGGCCCAAAGGAGGUCCUGGGGGAGCAGGACCCAAAGGGGAGCCUGGUAUUCCUGGCAGAGACGGCAAAGAUGGUACACCAGGAUUAGAUGGCGAGAAGGGCGAUGCUGGACGCCAUGGGGUAGUCGGAGAGAAAGGACCAAACGGCCUUCCUGGUCUACAAGGAAAGGCUGGUGCAAAGGGGUCUAAAGGAGAAGUUGGUGAUCCUGGGAAGGCCGGGGAGACGGGGCCUUCUGGAGAGCCAGGUAUUCCUGGUGACAUUGGCAUUCCCGGAGAAAGGGGGAUAGCAGGACCCAGAGGAGUGGCUGGAGGUAUUGGACCAGCGGGCAAUGCUGGGCCUCAGGGAGUGAAAGGCUUCCAGGGGUUAAAAGGAGCCUUGGGGGAUCCAGGUCUUCCAGGUCCAACAGGAAUCCGUGGAGAGUUUGGUGACAGAGGUCCAGUUGGAGCUUCUGGGGCUAAAGGAGACAUGGGUGUAGCAGGAAGUGAUGGUUUACCAGGAGAGAAUGGAGAACCUGGUCCUUUUGGCCCAGUUGGACAAAAAGGAGAGCCGGGGAAGCAGGGUGAACUGGGACCUAAGGGCGUGACAGGUCCACAAGGAGAGCUUGGGGCAAGAGGGCCCCCAGGAAAACAAGGACCAAUGGGCUUCCAAGGGGAGCAGGGUCAGCCUGGAAUUGCAGGAAAGACAGGUGUACCUGGUAAACUGACAAGCGAGCAGCACAUCAGAGAGUUGUGUGGCUCAAUGAUCGAUGAUCAGAUUGCACAGCUGGCCGCUAACCUUCGAAGACCCCUGGCCCCUGGAAUGGUGGGCCGCCCUGGCCCUGCUGGUCCUCCAGGAAAGCCAGGAGUAGCUGGCUCUAUUGGGCAUCCAGGUUCCCGUGGACCACCAGGGUACAGAGGCCUGGCAGGAGAACUUGGAGACCCAGGUCCCAGAGGUGAUGUUGGUGAGCCUGGUGAUAAGGGAUCGAUUGGCAAAGCCAUUGAUGGGCCCACUGGAGACCAAGGACACCAAGGUCUUCCAGGAGUACCUGGUAUUGUCAAAGAUGGGCGUGAUGGAUCUCCAGGUGAUCCAGGUGAGCCUGGAGAGCCAGGCAGGGUAGGUAGGACUGGGCACCAGGGAACUCCUGGAAUCUGUGAUACAUCAGCCUGCCAGGGAGCAUCAGUCGCUGGAAAAUCCUCCAACCCCAAAAACCAUUAAACAUGACUUCCUGCAACCUGAAGCCAUCCGCCCCAAGGAGGAAGGAGGAAGGGUGAUAAGUGAGGGAAGGAAGGAACGAAAGAGUUAUCACAAAAAUGUCCUCUUUAUUUAUAUACUUGUAUCACAAGAUGGGAAGAGUAACAUCAACAGGUGUGAUAUUUUGAGAGGAAUAGAGGAACAUCCCAGGAUUGACAUGAAUCCCAGAGCAACUGAGAGACAAAAACAUUGAGAUGACAUCCAGAAAUACAGUGGAGAAAGGCACGGAAGAGUCCGAGAGAACAACUGCAUUGCUCCAAAUACUACAGUAUCACAUAAAAAGACUUGACUUACAAACAACUGGAAAAUGAAUGAUGAGUCCUUUGUGUAUAAAAACUUUGUACAUGUUGUUUCCAUGCCCCCAUUACCUUGGUUACCAUCCUUCUGGCAGAUGACACUCUAAAAACAGUGACUGUCCCUGAAGUGAAUGUGCAUGUAUCAUGGCCCAUUAAUGUAAAUCACAGGUGUUACCUCAACAUACAAGCUUACAGUGUAAAAUAUGGAAAUAGGUGGCAUAGGCAAAAAGCCUCUGUCAAGGAGCUGUGUAUGUAUUGUAAAAGGAAUAAAAAACACAAAUACCCAGAUGUCCAGAAAUUGUGUAGAUUAAUGCAAAAAAAAAAAAUUCACUUUUUGAUAGUCUUUUUUUUUACUGUUUUUUUUUAAACUACAUGUGAAGUUGAUUCUCUAGAUUUGAGAAUCAAAAACAAAAUAAAACUUGUGGAUGCAUAAAUCAGUCAUUGUAAAAUCAAUUUAAGAAUCUUAGGAGCAAAGUAUUUUUUUCCUUCUUUUUUUGUUUACAUCUAAAAUGAUCACAUCCACUAUGUACUACCGGUGCUGUAACUAUUAAAUAUACAUGACCUUAAAUACUAUUUAUUAUUUGUGGGUAACUGUUGUAUGUACAGUAAGAUGCUACAGCGACAUGUUGUAAGAAAGAACAAAUAAAGCCACUUUUCAGUAAAA